AAUAAAAAAAAAAAUACUGAACAAAAGCAUUCUUUGUCAAAUUUUUAUGUAGGUAGCCUUGUCAAGAAUUUCAGAAAAAUGUAUUAAUAAAAUUAUUUUCGCUGAUUAUCAUACUAAAUUUUGUAUAAAUGUAGCUGUACCCAAUGAUGUUGCGUUCAAAUUUUUUAUCAAGAAUAAAAAAAGUAUGCAACGCUGCUAUCGCGUCACGUAUUUUGCGUGGCGCCGAGCAGCGGAUAACUCCAGUGUCAUGUGUUGCUGUAACGAAAUCGACGAAAAGUUCAAAAACUACGAGCGAUGGACCCCGGGAACCGACACAGAAAGACAGCAAAGAUGCCAUCGUCCAAGUGGUGAAGAAACCCUCACAGAAAAAAAAUACACAAAUAAUUAAUGCCAAGGAAACUACAAUUGAAACUAUCGAACCGGUAUACAAUAUACACAGAGCCGUAACGGAAUCGCAGUACGAAAAAUGCCAAAGAAUUAUAGACCAAGCGUUUGGUACAGGUGAAAUUAAAGAACCAGGUUAUUUCUCCCAUGGCGUUGAUAUAGAACAAACGAGGCAAGAACUAGAAAAGACUGAACACGUAACGUUAACAGAAAACGUGAUAACCGACGACAAAACACAGGUGUUAUUGCUACAACCGUCUCCUGCAUUGGAGUGCGUAAGGGUGGAACCAGAAAUUCUUAACACAGAUACUGAUGAAGAUAUGAUUCUUAUUAAACCAACGCUGAACAUACUCUUGAUGUCAGCUAGACCUCCAGAUGAUUUAAUAAAGGGUACAGAAGAUAAUAAAGACCUGCCCAACCAGAAUUUGCAUCUAGAAGAAACUAUUACCACAGAAGAAGUAGAUAAAUAUUUGCGCCAUGAAAACUUAGAUAAAACGUUAUACGAAACGCAUGAGGAAUCACAACAAAAUACAGCUCAUACGAUUGACUUAAGUGAAACUAAAAAGAAACAGGAUGAGCCGCCAGUUAUUAAUAAAUGUACCAAGCACAUUCCAGAUAUCGAACGCAAGACCGAUGUCGAUGUCGUAUUACAAGAUUCAUACGAGCCUUCCAUUGCUGAUACGGAGUACAUUGUCAACAGAGAUAAACAGUUCAACGAAGUUAUGGAUAGCUGUUUGCAUCCAAAACUUAGGCAUAACGCCGUAGUUAAUACUACAACUGCGAAAGAAGAAAAGGAAAGACUAAAACAGAAAGUGGAACAUAUUGAGGAAACGCCAUUAGUUGAAGCUCAGAAACAACCCAUUGAAGGUUUUAAUGUAACUCCGCGGGUUCUAGGCGAAUUAGAACAAGUCUAUAACUGGAUUGCGAACAAGCACGUAGACCCAACCCGACCCGACCCGACUGGUCAGAAAUCAAGUUGUGCGGACUCAGGUGACUUGGAUGAGGCGGUCAAAUAUUGUCUGGACAGUCCAGUUGGUCAGAUUGAUGAAGCACUACUCAACGAAUUAGAGAAGCUUGGUAUAGCUAUAACAGCGCCGAACCAACCACGCUCUCCGGGUAUAGAUGACAACCGAGUUCAGAUGAACGUGUUACUUAGCCGUAAAUGUGAUAAUAAGAUAGACGUAGAUGAUUCUUUUGAGAUUUAUUCAGGAAGUAUGUAUCCUAUACAAUCAAAGAUUACAGAGAAACUACUACCCGACAAAGACGCUGAGGCUGAAGAACUGGCUAGGAAACUAGCUGCUGAAGAAGAAGAGGAAUACUUGGCUAUGUACCCAAGUCGCACACAUAUAGAUAAAAAUUACGAUCUACCAUUCGAAAGAAGCCUAAAAAUGGGGAUACAGAAAGCACAGGCUGCUCAAGCUAAGCCUGAACUAGUAAAUCCUGAACAAUUUAAUCCUGCACGGAUAGCCCCGAUUAUUGAAGAAAUAUCUACUAAUGUUAUAAUGCAAGUGCCUCCAGAAAGGCCUACUCUAUGUGAUAAUAAGAUAGACGUAGAUGAUUCUUUUGAGAUUUAUUCAGGAAGUAUGUAUCCUAUACAAUCAAAGAUUACAGAGAAACUACUACCCGACAAAGACGCUGAGGCUGAAGAACUGGCUAGGAAACUAGCUGCUGAAGAAGAAGAGGAAUACUUGGCUAUGUACCCAAGUCGCACACAUAUAGAUAAAAAUUACGAUCUACCAUUCGAAAGAAGCCUAAAAAUGGGGAUACAGAAAGCACAGGCUGCUCAAGCUAAGCCUGAACUAGUAAAUCCUGAACAAUUUAAUCCUGCACGGAUAGCCCCGAUUAUUGAAGAAAUAUCUACUAAUGUUAUAAUGCAAGUGCCUCCAGAAAGGCCUACUCUAUUCCAAGAUACAAAGCUAAAUAUAAAUCAAACUGAUAUAAACAAAGUUAAUCCUACGAAUAGUAUAGAACGAACAGAUAUCAAUGAGAAGUUAAUAGCAGAACAGUUUUUCGUUAGACCAACCGCGCAGGAAGCUAAACAAGCUUCGACAGAAUCGAAGCCAAAAGAAACACUAGUUACCAAACCAUGGAACCCGCUCGCAAAACCAGGCUAUAGAUACGUUGCACAGACUGAUAACUCUUCAUUACGAAAAAAACAUCUUCAAAAAUCUUACGCUAAAGGAAUGGAAAAGCCUGUAUACUACCAAUCAACAACCGCAGAUAGCAUGUGGAACUCACAACCAAAACCAAAGGAGACAUGUAAUCGUAAAAGUAUUCAUAAACCUGCAGAAAAACAUCACACGUACCUCUUAAUGGACCUCACGAAUAAACGCGACCAAUAUUCCUCUGGAAAGAGUAAAUAUACUGGAACUGCUGAAAGGAUAAACGAGCACUGCAUAAGAAAUAUCAGUGCAGUUAAUAAGGACCAGGGCCAUAGAGCUCCUCAGAGUAAAAUUAGGACACGAAAUGCUCGGUUGAACACCGCAGAUGAGAUACAGAAAGAUGUUAAAACAGCAGGACCAACAAAAGAUAAGUUAGUCACCCCACUCGGUAUGUCGGAAGAAGGUCCUGUGUCAAAAUCUGCAGAAAAUUACAUGUCUCCGCCCCCAUUGCAGCAAACAAAUAAAAUCAAUUCAAAUGUAUCCGACGGUAUUUGGGACGAAAAUAUCGAUGGAUUAACACCAAAAGAGAAAACGGUCUUCCCAGAAGAUUUAAUGACACAACAAUUGGAUCCUCAUUAUGUUCUGAAGUGCAACGAGACCUGCCCUAAUUCACCUAAGCCCGCGCCCAGCCGUUUAAUGGAAUCUACAAGGGCUAUACUGUAUGAAGAACAAAUAGAUCUGACCAAGUUGCCCAAAUUGAAUGAGGAUUUACCUCUCUCAGAGCUCUUGAAAAGAGUGAGGGAAAGAAAUAGGAUCAUUGAAUGCAGGAACGAACUGAAGGCUUUGGGGAUUAAACUGGAUCCCAUCCUAGCCCAAGUGGGCAAAUGUCCGAGGAAGGCACCUCGGUGCGCACCCACAGCGCCCAGAUCACCACCACCUAACCCAGUACCGCCGCCCCUCUUCGGCUUGCCGACACCUCCGCGGAGCCCGCCCAGUUGUAAACCACGGAAGCCUCGCACGAGAAAAUGCUCCACCUGUGACAUGGAUCUGUCACCGAGUUUGCGUCUGGGCCCUGGGUUCAACGUCCCAAUUGCAGAGGUGCAAGCAGAAAUGUUAUGCGAGAUGAAGGACAUCGGACCUGAUGUGUUUGCUGCGCGUUUGAAGGCUGAUUUGACGGCGGAGGUGAUUGAGAAACUCCAGAUUUUAGGCAAGCUCCUUGGUAGGCUGUUGCGGCAGGGGAGAGCACAUAUGCAUGAUGCUGAAGCUGUGAGCAAAACCCGCCCAGGGUUGAGGACGAUGUUGGCUAAAGACUACGCGCCGUGGACACCAAUUCCGUCUUGGCCGAUUCCAAAGAAACCGCCCAGGAGGAAGCCGCCGUGUCAGAAAGGCUGCCCAUCCUGUCCACCUCCAUUGGGGAAGCUAAAUCCUGAGCCGCCGUGUAAUUUGAAACCCUGCGAGGGAUUUCCUAAGAAAUCGUUUUCAUUAAUAGAUUGUUUCGCUGUUACGAUAGGAAAGAACAAAGUGUAUGAGAUUGGCAAGUUCUGACAGGUUUGAUUACGUGUACAAAAUACAUCGGAUAUUAUGGUAAACAGCGAAAAUAAAUUGAAUGAUUUCCUCAAAA
This is a messenger RNA of Spodoptera frugiperda (fall armyworm), 4107 nucleotides long. RefSeq lists its product as uncharacterized. Lineage: Eukaryota; Metazoa; Arthropoda; Insecta; Lepidoptera; Noctuidae. The coding region runs from base 144 to 4031 and encodes 1295 amino acids. The record is from RefSeq and is a predicted model, not a curated record. The transcript is spliced from 2 exons.